Molecule: messenger RNA, 6765 nt
Organism: Camelus dromedarius (Arabian camel)
Lineage: Eukaryota; Metazoa; Chordata; Mammalia; Artiodactyla; Camelidae
Gene: ALDH1L2
Product: aldehyde dehydrogenase 1 family member L2
Exons: 23
Coding region: 129-2900 (923 amino acids)
Biological process (GO): 10-formyltetrahydrofolate catabolic process; one-carbon metabolic process; biosynthetic process
Cellular component (GO): cytoplasm
Molecular function (GO): aldehyde dehydrogenase (NAD+) activity; formyltetrahydrofolate dehydrogenase activity
Source: RefSeq, a predicted model, not a curated record
CUCGCCGAGGCCCUGAGCUGCGAGCGCUUCUGCCCCCGGCUAGUAGGCUGCAGGCCGCACCCAGGCUGAGCGGCCCCCGCUUGUCUCCUGCGCCCCUGCGGCUCCCGCGGCUCCCUCUCCUUUCCAGCAUGCUGCGGCGGGGUGGCCAGGCACUCCGGCGCUUCUCCACCGGCCGGGUAUAUUUCAAAAACAAGCUGAAGUUGGCACUUAUUGGUCAGAGUCUGUUUGGACAGGAGGUCUACAGCCAGCUCUGCAAAGAGGGCCACCGAGUCGUGGGAGUAUUCACAGUUCCAGAUAAGGAUGGAAAAGCUGACCCACUGGCUUUGGCUGCAGAGAAAAAUGGGACCCCUGUGUUCAAGUUCCCAAGAUGGAGAGUCAAGGGCAAGACCAUAAAGGAGGUGGCAGAGGCCUACAGAUCUGUGGGUGCAGAGCUAAACGUGCUUCCCUUCUGCACACAGUUCAUCCCCAUGGAUGUAAUUGACAGCCCAAAGCAUGGUUCCAUCAUUUAUCACCCGUCUAUCCUUCCGAGGCACAGAGGAGCCUCUGCUAUCAACUGGACCCUAAUCAUGGGAGAUAAGAAAGCUGGGUUUUCUGUUUUCUGGGCUGAUGAUGGUUUAGACACAGGACCUAUUCUUCUUCAGAAGUCAUGUGAUGUUGAACCCAAUGAUACAGUGGAUGCACUUUAUAACCGAUUUCUUUUUCCUGAAGGAAUCAAGGCCAUGGUAGAAGCUGUACAACUCAUAGCCGAUGGAAAAGCUCCUCGUAUUCCCCAGCCAGAAGAAGGGGCAACGUAUGAAGGUAUCCGGAGAAAGGAAGAUGCUGAGAUUUCUUGGGAUCAGCCUGCUGAAGUUUUGCAUAACUGGAUUCGAGGUCAUGAUAAAGUCCCUGGAGCUUGGACGGAGAUCAAUGGACAGAUGGUAACUUUCUAUGGCUCAUCACUACUGAAUAGCUCCGUGCCCCCUGGAGAACCACUGGAAAUUAAAGGUGCCAAGAAGCCUGGUCUUGUUACCAAAAAAGGACUUGUUCUUUUUGGUAACGAUGGAAAAGCACUGAUAGUGAGAAAUCUGCAGUUUGAAGAUGGAAAAAUGAUUCCUGCAUCUCAGUACUUUUCAGCCGGUGAGACAUCAGUGGUAGAACUAACAGCUGAAGAGCUGAAGGUGGCGGAGAUCAUCAAGGUCAUCUGGGCUGGAAUUUUAAGCAAUGUUCCUGUUAUUGAAGACUCAACAGACUUCUUUAAAUCUGGAGCACGCUCAAUGGAUGUUGUCAGGCUAGUUGAAGAGAUCAGGCAGAAAUGUGGAGGGCUUCAGUUACAGAAUGAAGAUGUUUAUAUGGCCACCAAGUUUGAAGACUUCAUCCAAAAAGUCGUGAGGAAACUGAGAGGAGAAGAUCAAGAAGCGGAGCUAGUAGUGGAUUAUAUUUCAAAGGAGGUAAAUGAAAUGACAGUAAAAAUGCCAUAUCAGUGUUUCAUAAAUGGACAGUUCACAGAUGCUGAUGAUGGGAAGACUUACGACACUAUCAACCCAACAGAUGGAUCUACAAUAUGCAAAGUAUCCUAUGCUUCUUUGGUGGAUGUUGAUAAAGCAGUAGCAGCAGCAAAAGAUGCUUUUGAAAAUGGUGAAUGGGGAAGAAUGAAUGCAAGAGAAAGAGGAAGAUUGAUGUACAGACUUGCAGACCUGUUGGAAGAGAACCAAGAAGAGCUGGCAACCAUUGAAGCCCUCGAUUCAGGAGCUGUCUAUACCUUGGCUCUGAAGACUCACAUUGGAAUGUCUGUACAGACAUUCAGAUAUUUUGCUGGGUGGUGUGACAAAAUUCAGGGUUCUACAAUUCCCAUCAACCAGGCCCGUCCAAAUCGCAAUCUCACCUUCACCAAGAAGGAGCCACUUGGUGUCUGUGCCAUUAUCAUCCCCUGGAACUACCCGCUGAUGAUGCUGGCGUGGAAGAGUGCUGCGUGUUUGGCAGCAGGCAAUACCUUAGUGCUCAAGCCAGCGCAGGUCACGCCCUUGACUGCUUUGAAGUUUGCAGAGCUCUCAGCUAAAGCAGGCUUUCCAAAGGGGGUAAUCAACAUCAUUCCAGGUUCAGGUGGCAUAGCAGGACAGCGCCUAUCUGAACAUCCUGAUAUCCGCAAACUUGGUUUCACUGGUUCCACUCUGAUUGGCAAACAGAUCAUGAAGAGCUGUGCUGUAAGCAACUUGAAGAAAGUUUCGCUUGAACUUGGUGGCAAAUCCCCACUUAUAAUAUUCAAUGACUGUGAACUUGACAAGGCUGUGCGAAUGGGCAUGGGAGCAGUAUUUUUCAACAAAGGAGAGAACUGUAUUGCAGCUGGACGGUUGUUCGUGGAGGAAUCCAUCCACGAUGAAUUUGUGACAAAAGUGGUAGAAGAAAUUAAAAAGAUGAAAAUUGGUGAUCCACUUGACAGAUCUACUGAUCACGGGCCCCAAAAUCAUAAGGCCCAUCUGGAAAAGCUUCUGCAGUACUGUGAAGCUGGAGUGAGAGAGGGGGCCACCUUAGUGUAUGGAGGAAGACAAGUUCAAAGGCCAGGCUUUUUUAUGGAACCUACUGUGUUCACAGAUGUGGAAGACCACAUGUAUCUUGCCAAAGAGGAAUCCUUUGGGCCCAUUAUGGUCAUUUCUAAAUUUCAAAAUGGGGACAUCGAUGGAGUGUUGCAGCGAGCCAAUAACACAGAGUACGGUUUGGCCUCGGGGGUUUUUACAGGAGACAUAAAUAAAGCUAUGUAUGUGAGUGAAAAACUAGAGGCAGGAACUGUUUUUAUUAACACCUACAACAAGACGGAUGUGGCAGCCCCUUUUGGUGGAUUUAAACAGUCUGGCUUUGGAAAAGACUUAGGUGAGGAAGCUCUAAACGAAUACCUCAAAACCAAGACUGUGACGCUGGAGUAUUAGAGCAAUGCCGUCGUCAGGAAGCUCUCAGCAGACAACCCAGCUCCUCAACUCUCGACAUGAAGCCGGGGUGUGCUGAGGUCUGCGGUAACAGCCAUCAGCCAGAAAAUACGCACAUGGACCAUGAAGAAGGUCAGGCCACAUAUCUAAGCAUUUACACGUGUGCCUGGGUAUUUUCUAAUAUCCUUUUAUAUCUUAAAAUGAUUUGCAGUUGGGUUUUAACUAUGUUUAUACCACACAUAUUUCUGUAAAAUACCAAACUGCUUUUUCCCCCUACCAAGACUAACCACUCAUGAAAAUGUCAAUAUCAUGCAGUUAUAAUACAGAAGGUGCAUUUUUUGAACCCCUGUAUCAUAUUUAUAGGUUUUAACCUCUGAACCAGGCAUAUGGGGUUAUUAAAAAGGUUUUCUAUAGCUUUGCUCUGAAGGAACAGUAUAUCCUGUAAGGAAUGUGAAGGAAGGUUUUUGUUUUGUUGGAUUUUUUGGAAAUAAGAUACAUCUUUGUGCCUUUGAUGUUCUAUUUUCAACCCACUGUGAUGAGUGACCAAUCCAGAAACAGUUCUUGUGUACCUACUAUGUCCUGAGGAGUAUACAGAAUUUAAUGACAUGAUCUUUGGUCCCAAAUAGUUUAAUUCUAGUCAAUAGCUUUUAAAGUGAAUUUUAUAGUAUAAUAUAUUAUAAAGUAAAUAGCUUUUGGGGGCUGAUCUUUGUUCAUAUCAUACCAUCUUACUAUCUAUAUGACUUUGGGAAACUUAUGCAACUUCUCUGAGCCUCAGUUUCCUUAUAUGUACAAUGGGGACAGAAAUGUCUCCCUGAGGAGCCUUAUUAUGAGAAUUCAAUGCAAUAAUCUAAGUAAAGCACCUUGCACUGUGCUUUUUUAUGGUAAAUAUUCAAUAAAAGUUAACUGCUCCCCUAUCCCCAUUUUUAAAAUAGAGUGAGGUAUAUUAAUUCAGUGAAUUAAUUCCCAUACAACCCUUUUCAGUAGUCAUCGAUUCCUGUGCUCCUUUCUCAUCCCUUGUCUGAGCCAGUGCCCAAUACGGCAGCACUGGAAAAUGCCACGGAAUGAAAAAUGACAAUGGUCCAAGGAAAAGGGUGCUUUUCUUUCUGCAGCUCAUUCGUCCUUCUAGGACAUUUGGUUUUCCAUUUUUCUACCUAUUGGUUCUGCCUCUCACUGGCUGUGUGAUCUUUGGCAGAUUAUUUACCGAGUAUCUCAAAGCCCAGCCUUGGAAUCUAUAAAUAGGGAUAAAGUCCCUAUCUCAUUAGUUAUUGUAAUGACCCAGUGGGAUAAUAUACAUAAAAUAAUGCACUUAACAAGGUAUUUGGACCAUAGUGCACACUCAAGAAAUAGGAAUUAUUAAAAUCCAUGCAGUAAUCACAUAAUUAAUUGCCCACUGUCAGACAAAAAUAGUGAGGUGGGUAAAUUCUAACCAUCUGUGUAUGACUAGAAAAAAGUGAGCUCCUGAAUUGAAAAGCCUCCAGAAGCUGGUCGGAGCAAUUAACUUCCAUUAGUCCUCCUUGUAAAGUAAAAUGUCAGUAAACAUUUCUAUCUCUUUGGCUUUGAAGAAGCCCUUAGGGACUACUUGUUACUUUGGAAACUCAGCAGCUUAACAUAAGAGGAGUAUAGGGGAUCAGUCAUCAAUAAACAAUAACCAAAUCAAGCGCAGAAAACAUUCAGAAGGAAUACCCAUUAUGAUCCCGACAUGAUCAGUAGAGCACGUUUUGCCUGUCAGUGUGUUUUUUAUUAUGCGACCACUCAUUCGCCAUCAGAGCUUGGCACAGGUGAAAUUCUAAAUUUGGACCCCGUUGGGUCCAAACUGACAGUUCAUAUUUGCAUAAAAUGACAAAGUUCUUAUUAUAAAGGAACCACUUUUUUAAAUGUAGUGUUUUAACUGAUUGCAUGUGAUUCAUCACUUUACCAAAUAUUGUAAGGACAGAUAAAAUGGCGAAUGAAUGCCCGUUUAUAAUAAUAAAUAAAUAAAAUGCCCGUUUCUUCUAGACUGAAUUUUACCGCAGCAGCAGUGCUUUUAAUCUUUGGGACAGAAACCUCUUUGAGAAUCCAAUAAAAGCUGUGGCUCCCUUCUGUUCCAAAUAUACACGUACAUACCUGAUUCUAGUCACAGACCUCCUGAGACCCAUGCUUGAGCUCCAGAUUAAGAACUCCUUUUUCCAUAGUGAGUUCUAAAGUUCUUAGGGGCUUUUUUUCUAUCUGACUGCUGACCAGAAUCAAAGGCUCCAUGGAAUUUAUAAAAUUACCACUGAAUUUGAAUUGGAACAUAAUGAUCCACAGCCCACUAGAUGAUUUAAUUAACACACUGACUAAAUUAUCACCGUUUCUUCGUGAACGUUAGCUUCAUGAACAGGUGCUUGUUUUGUUCAAUGCUGUAUCUCCAGUGUCUAAUACAUAGGAAGAGCUCAAUAAAUAUUUGCUUUCAAAUGAAAGAGGUUAAGUAACCUGCCCAAAUCACACAGCUGUUAAGUGGCAGAACAGGCACUCAAGCAAGGAAGCUAUAGUCUUAACCAAGCUAAGAUGCUGUUAUCAAAUGCCUAAAUCAGGUCCUGAGUAGUGAAUAGGACCACAUGUCAAAUAUCCAUCAAACUAAAAAGCUAGCAGAGUGGAUACUAACUGCAAGAGCUUUUGUGGAAAUGACUAGAGACAGGAUGAAGCAGCAAACAAGUUCCCCCGUACCUACCUGCUAAGAAAAUAAAAGCUAUCAAGGGAAACCUGGGCUACAAGUAGGUUAUCAGCCAUGAGACAUGCUGGAUAGGGUGGGUUAUUAUUAUUAUUACUAUAUGCAAAUAAUACCCAAGGGGAUUUUUUAAAAUGAUUCAGUAACACCUAAUUUUGUAAGAAUAAUAAAAUGGGAAAGUAAGAUUAAACCAUAAACUUUCCAUAAAUAACCAGAUGAUAUUUGAGAUUGUUCAAGAUAUUUUCAAUGAAUGUAUAUACUUUUUUAUAGAACUAGUAUAAUACUAUACAUAACUUUACCUGCUUUUUUCCGUUAACAAUAUGUAAGCAUCUUUCUAUGUCAGUAAACACACCUCUGCAUAUGGCUUUAAUUCAACUUGUUCUCUAUUGUUGGACAUUUAUAUUUUUAUCUUUUUUUGCUAUUUUAAAUGUCACAAUCAAUCUUGUGAACACAACUGUAUUUGCUUACCUAGAAUAAAUUCCUAGAGGUAGAAUCUCUGAUUCAAAGGACAUAGCAAUCUAUAAACUCACCAAUAGUUUCUCCAGUUUUUUUGCCACCGCUGUGUAUUAUUCUAUUUUAAACUGAAGUAUAGUCGAUUUACAAUGUUGUGUUAUUUUCUGGUGUACUAUUAUUCUUACAGCAUCAUAAUACCUCACACUCAUCAAGCACUGUUCUAAGCAUGUGAUGUAUAUUAACUCAUUAGCUUCUUCCCAAACCCCACGAGAGAGAUACCGUUAUCCCCAUUUUACAAAUGGGAAAAAUAAGGUAAGUGGCUGGGCUGGGCUGGAUCUAGCAUUAGAGCCUGUGCCUGUGGCAGAGUGACUAGCAGGCCCUCAAGGGCUAGGUGUGGCUAACUGAACUUAAAGCUUGGCUCCACCGCUUACCUACUGUGAGACUUUACUACAGUUAUCUGAUGCUAUAACUCUGUUGUUUGCUUCUCUUUGCUAUCCUUGGUGUGCUGACUGAACCCUCAAGAGCGGCUCCAUUUUGUCCACUAGGUUGGAGUUCCAGGAAUCACAUCCAGUCAUAAGAUACCCAGUCCUUUCCUUCAAAAGAAAGGAAUCAUCUCUUUAUGUACUUCCUUACUGGCAAGGGUUCUCCAUGAACAAAUGGAGGGGACUCAACCACACAGAGAUUCCAACAUUAAACUUUUGGUAAAAGCCUACCAAUCAGUAAGCCAAA